AUGCAGGGCCCGCCCUGCGAGUCCCUGCUCGACUACAAGACGGCCAAGUUCUCGCUGACGCGGAACCGGCGGGUGGGGCUCCUUCACCGGCUGCUGCAGCUGAGCGCGCUGGGCUACCUGCUGGGGUGGGUGCUGCUGCUGCGGAAGGGGUACCAGGAGCGCGACGCGGCCCCGCGGGUCGCCGUGGUCACCAAGGUGAAGGGAGCGGCUCCCGCCGGGGCCGCGGGCCGGCGGCUCUGGGACGCGGCGGAUCUCACCUGGCCCCCGCAGGGAGAAAAUGUGCUUUUUCUGGUGACCAAUUUCAUUGCCACAGCCCAGCAGGCCCAGGGCACCUGUCCCGAGAGCCCCUCUGUCCUUGAUGCGACGUGCACAGAAGACGCAGACUGUCCCGUGGGAAACCCCGUGGUUCGUGGCAAUGGGAUAAAAACGGGGAAAUGUGUGAUGUUCAAUGCCACCCAUUCCACCUGUGAGAUCUAUGGCUGGUGUCCUGUGGAGAACAGUACCCUGCCCAGGAAACCUCUUCUGGCUGAGGCGGAGAAUUUCACUCUCUUUAUAAAAAACACUGUCCACUUCACCAAAUUUAACUUCUCCAAGUGCAACACUUUACAAACCAGUGACCCCAGCUAUUUCAAGAGCUGCACAUACGAUCCAGUCUUCAACCCCUCCUGUCCUGUGUUCCGUGUAUGUAACAUGGUGGAGGCAGCUGGAGAGAACUUCAGAGACCUCGCACUGCUGGGGGGGAGCAUUGGAGUUCUCAUCAAGUGGGACUGUGACCUGGACCACCCUGCUGCCCAGUGCCAGCCACAGUAUUUCUUCAGCCUGCAGGACACGAGGUACAAUUUCAGAACUGCCUCUUACUACUGGGACUCCCAGCGACAACUCUACCGGAACCUGCUGAAGCUUUACGGCCUCCGCUUUGACAUCUCCGUGCACGGCCAGGCUGGGAAGUUCAGCAUCAUUCCUACUGCCGUGAGCUUUGGCACAAGCAUUGCCUUCUUUGGUGCUGUGAGUACUCCAGAUACACUCUUUCCCUUCAAUCCAUGGCUUGGGAUUUGCCGCUCAUGGGUUGUUUCCCUGCCUGCCUGGGCACAAGGUUUCCUGGGUGCCAGUCAGCAUGAAUGGGAGAUGAUCUGGCAGGCUGUCAACUCCUGUUUCCCUGUGACCAUUAGCAGUAAUGGCAGCACUGGGAUCCUGAGCACUGUCAGGGUCAUGUCUCAUGGGGGCCAGGUGUUUGUGUGGGCCCUGGGAAGGGGCAUUGCUGGGGUGCUGCUGGCAGGAGAGAGCAGCUCCACUCUGCUUCUCCCCUGACUCUAAAGUGACUUGGUGUCCUGUCACCACAUGGGACAGCUCCUCAUAGAGCCCUUAUGUGGCUCUUCCCUUCCAGGUAACUGGAAGGGAGCCUGAGGUCUCCCACCUGCUCCCUCUUUCAUCCCUAACAUGCCCAUCCCAGCCCAUACAGAGUUGUGAGGGCACUGGAAGAGCACUCCCUGCAUCCAUCCAUGGCAGCCCAGGUGAUCCUGUCUGACCUCCUAUGCAGCUCAUGGGAGCCUGUUGGGUCAGAGAGGAGCCAUUGGAGUUGGCAGGUGACCUGAUUGGAGGCAGGGCCAGCUCACUGCCCUCAGCACUGGCCCACAGCCAGUUGCGGGACUCACUGGGAGCUGUGGUGGAGGGCCAGACGUUCCAGCAGGAAGUUUCCCUGCAUACAGUCUUCAA
Messenger RNA from Myiozetetes cayanensis, 1713 nucleotides. Its product is annotated as P2X purinoceptor 6-like. Gene Ontology annotation, molecular function: ATP binding; purinergic nucleotide receptor activity; extracellularly ATP-gated monoatomic cation channel activity. The record is from RefSeq and is a predicted model, not a curated record. Bases 1 to 1308 code for a protein of 435 amino acids. Lineage: Eukaryota; Metazoa; Chordata; Aves; Passeriformes; Tyrannidae. Gene Ontology annotation, biological process: monoatomic cation transmembrane transport; response to ATP. The transcript is spliced from 10 exons. Gene Ontology annotation, cellular component: plasma membrane; nuclear inner membrane.